AUGUCGGACCAGGACCUCGAUCUUUCGAGCGCCCGAGACGAUAUGCCUCACAUCCGCCUGAACUCGGGCCAGCACGAGCCAUUUCUAGACAGCGACGAGGGAUAUGCCCCGCUGACUGGGCGGACCUUGCCACGACCUUUGACACCACAGGGCCUGGAGCCGUAUGUGCCUGUCGGCGCGCAGGGUAUGUCACCGUACGGUGUCGCCAAUGCCCCCGAGUCUUCAGAGUUUCUACUCCCACCGAAACUGCGUCCCACGCCUCGGGAUGAUCAGGACCGGUCCGGCUCGCCAGAUCGCUGGUCUGCACGGUCUGCGGCGCGAUCGAGUGUUAGCUCAAUGAGUCGCGACAGUCGCUUUCAGUUAGAUCCGUUUGAGGAUUCGCGGGCACCGAGUCGCUCGGGUAGUGAUGAAUACGAUGUCAACACACAGACUGUCUCGGAGAAGUUUAAUAUCAUGCCGACGGAUGGGCUGCUUCUAUUUCCCGAGGACGUGGAGAAGGAUGAUUACUUGCAUAACCCGGAUCCUACGGAUCAAGACCGCGAUUGUGAUGUAUGCAAUCGUCGGGGGUUGUUGAACGUGGGCGGGCUGGUACUCUUAACACUGGGAAUUCUGGUGCUCUUCAUUGGGUAUCCAGUCAUAACUUGGGUAGCGGGCAUUUUAAAACCAGCUCAUUCUUGCAAGGCUGGGGACUGGCUCUGUCUGGAUGUUGGCGAUCGGCCUCUGUUGAGCAACAUUCGAAGAGGAUUGAUUGAUCCGGACACACCCGAGGAGGCGAUGACCAAGAAGAACGUGGAUGGCAAGGAAUGGAAGUUGGUGUUCUCGGACGAGUUCAACAUGCCUGGCCGGACGUUCUAUGAUGGCGACGAUCCCUUCUUCGAAGCGGUAGACUUGUGGUAUGGUGUUACCAUGGAUAAAGAGUGGUACGAUCCUGACGCUGUCAUUACAAACGAAGGCGUGAUGGAAAUCCGAUUUGACAACUUCAAGAACCACGAUUUGCAAUACCGAUCUGGCAUGAUCCAGAGCUGGAACAAGCUCUGCUUCAAGGGCGGCCGGUUAGAAGCCAGUAUCUCCCUCCCCGGUGAUGGUCACAUUCAGGGUUUCUGGCCUGGGUUUUGGGCUAUGGGCAAUCUGGCCCGGCCUGGCCAUGCCGCGACCACUGAUGGCCUGUGGCCGUACAGCUACCAUGACGGUUGUGAUGCUGGAAUCACUCCCAACCAGAGUUCCCCAGAUGGUAUCAACUUCCUCCCUGGCAUGCGUCUUCCAGGUUGCGCCUGUCCUGGUUCGGAUCAUCCUUCUCCUGGUCACGCUCGCAGUGCUCCCGAAAUCGAUGUUAUUGAAGGCAGCACCGCUGCAUUGAACGGGGAUGGCCCAUUUAUUGGUAUCGCCUCGCAGUCUAUCCAAACCGCUCCCUUUGACCUCUGGUACAUGCCAGACUACGACUUCACUGCCGUCUACGAUCCUCGUAUCACCCAGAUCAACGCCUACCGCGGUGGCGUCUACCAACAAGCCAUGUCCGGUCUCACCAAUCUCAACAGCCGCUGGUACAACGGCAGCGAGUACCAAAUCUUCGCCUUCGAGUACACCCCCGGUGCGGUGGGCAACGUGACCUGGUUCAUCGGGGCUGACAAGACCUGGACACUCGACGGGCGUGCAAUCGGGCCCAAUGGCAACGUCGGUCAGCGUAUGAUCCCGCUCGAGCCGAUGAGCAUGGUCAUGAACUUGGGUAUGGCGGAUAACUUUGCGCCGCAGAAUAAGAGUAUUCGGGAGUAUAUGCCCGCAUAUCUGCGGUUUGACUAUGUCCGUAUCUACCAGGAUCCGGAUGACGUGAGUGUUACGUGUGACCCGCCUGGGUUUGAGACCACGGGCUAUAUCAAGGCGCACCGGAAAGCGUAUGAUAAUCAUAAUUUGACGACUUGGGAGGACGCUGGUUACCACUGGCCGAAGAACAGCUAUAUGCACGGUUGUUAG
This is a messenger RNA of Penicillium canariense, 1968 nucleotides long. Its product is annotated as SKN1/KRE6 family beta-glucan synthesis-associated protein. NCBI's taxonomy places the organism in Eukaryota, Fungi, Ascomycota, Eurotiomycetes, Eurotiales, Aspergillaceae. Gene Ontology annotation, cellular component: plasma membrane; endoplasmic reticulum membrane. The transcript is spliced from 6 exons. Gene Ontology annotation, molecular function: glucosidase activity. Gene Ontology annotation, biological process: fungal-type cell wall organization; (1->6)-beta-D-glucan biosynthetic process. The coding region runs from base 1 to 1968 and encodes 655 amino acids. The record is from RefSeq and is a predicted model, not a curated record.